AUGAAACGAAAGACUUGUAUUCCUAACACGUGUUGCAAGGUCACUUUUGCUCUGCGAUUAAGUAUAAAACGAUUCGAUACGCAUCAACGACCAUCAUUCAUACAACAACAGUUGUGCCUUUGCUUACUACCAACAACAAAAACAACACAAAACUUCAACAUGUUCAAACUGUUCGCAUUCGCCUGUUUCCUGGCCCUCGCCGCCGCCAAGCCCGGAGUGUUCCCAGUGGCGUACACCGCCCCAGUGGCCGCGGCGUACACAGCGCCCGUAGCAGCGGCCUACACCGCGCCCGUAGCGUACACCGCCUACUCCGCUUACUCCGCUCCUGUCGCCGCUUACUCCGCUUACCCAUACGCUUCUCCCUACUCCUACUACCUUCGCCGUUGA
This is a messenger RNA of Leptosia nina, 387 nucleotides long. The record is from the annotation of a GenBank genome assembly. NCBI's taxonomy places the organism in Eukaryota, Metazoa, Arthropoda, Insecta, Lepidoptera, Pieridae.